Lycium ferocissimum is the source of this 6179-nucleotide messenger RNA. RefSeq lists its product as uncharacterized. Lineage: Eukaryota; Viridiplantae; Streptophyta; Magnoliopsida; Solanales; Solanaceae. The transcript has 9 exons. The record is from RefSeq and is a predicted model, not a curated record. Bases 291 to 5732 code for a protein of 1813 amino acids.
UUGCUUUAUCUCUCUCUAGGGACACUUCAAUUUCUCUCUCGCUCUUUCUUCUCUCUCAACAGCACCGCAAUUUCUAUCGCCGAUUCAAAACCCUAGAAUUCCGAUAAUUAACGGGUCGGUUCGGAGCUCCAUUGUUAUCAAACUCAACAUUUGGGAGUUUCAAGACAGACAGCUGAGAAUAGUUAUCCAAAGUGAAUAUGUAUAUGUUCUGAUAGUACAUUGAUUGUAAUGCCAAACAGUAGAAGAUUCAGUUGCAAAAUUAUACACGCAAAGGUUCUGGAAAAUCAUCUAUGCCUGGCAAUGAAUUUGGAGAUAGUGUUCACAAUUUUUUUGCACAAGACAGCUUGUCACAAGUACAGCAUAAUUCCCCAGUAGUGGACGUCAAUUGGCCAACUUCAAGGGGCAAUAUGUGGGCUGGAAGUCAGAGACAGAUAGGUGUACUGAGUUCCAACACGAAAAAUUACAAUUUGCAGAAUUCUGACGCUGGAAGAGGAAUAAGCAGUUACCCAUUCAAUGGGCAGCAUGGUUUAAAUUUUGCGCAGCCAAUUCAGAGGCCUGAGCUUGCUAAAAAUCAGUCACAAAGCCAGCAGCCAAAUUUGAAUGGCUACAUGUAUGGUAAUCAGUUUUACCAGACAAGGCAGGAUGAAACAAACUUUCCUGCUGUGGAUACUAGUUCUGAUCAACGUAAUAUAGCCUCAGGAGGCUCAUCUUUUUUUGAGUCGCAGCAAUGGUUGGGUCCUGAGCAGCACACAAGAGUAUCUGUUAGAUCAGAAACUUCGGAUAGUCCUGUGAGUGGCGAUCUUUUUGGUGGUCAGCAAAUCUCUCAUCAGCAAUCAAACAUGCUGCAUUCUUUGCAGCGGCAGCAGUCUGGGAUUAAUGACAUGCAACAAUUUCAACAGCAGGUUAUGUUCAUGAAGAUGCAAGAACUUCAGAGACAGCAGCAACUUCAUCAACUAGAAGCAAGGCAACAAAAUACUUUAAAUCAAGUUUCUUCCAGUCCUAAGUUAGCAUCUGGUGUACAUUCCUCUGCAUUAGUUAAUGGUACUGCGGAUUCUGGCGCAUUAAAUCAUACCUGGGCAAAUGAGCUUGGCAACACAAACUGGUCACAGCGUGGUUCUCCAGUACUUCAAGGGUCCUCCAGUGGACUCUUUCCCACCAAUAAUGGCCAAGCACAGCGCUUAAUGGGUUUGAUUCCUCAACAGAUUGAUCAAUCUCUAUAUGGAGUUCCUGUUCCUAGUUCAAGACCAUCUCUAAACCAAUUUUCACAAGGGGUGACAGAUAAGCAAGCAGUGCAGCCAAUGCCAACUUUUAAUAGUUCAUUUCCAGUUAAUCAAUAUGCUCCAUUAGCAGAUCAAGUCAGUGCGCAGGAUGGGAUUUUCCUCUCUAGACAGAGACUCCAAGUUGAAAAUGUAUUUGGAGAUGCUCCAAGCCAAACCCUAUCUAAUGCAGUGGAUGUGGGUAACCUUCAGCAAGCUGAUGCUAUGCAAAAAGCAUCAGUUCUACAGGAAUUCUGUGGCAGACAGGAUAUAGCUGUUCCUUCAGAUACCUCACAGGAGGAAGCAGCCGGGGGAGCUUCUUCCUCACAGAACGAAGCAGCCGGGGGAGCUUCUUCCUCACAGAACGAAGUUGGAUUGGAUCCUACUGAAGAAAGAAUUUUAUUUGGUUCAGAUGAUAAUAUAUGGGCCGCCUUUGGCAAGAGCCCUAUGAGCGGCGAAGGUGGUAAUCCUUUUGAUGGUGCUGAAUUGCUAGAUGGGACUCCUUCUAUCCAAGGUGGUACUUGGAGUGCUCUUAUGCAGUCUGCUGUUGCAGAAAUUUCUAGCAGUGAUGUUGGUCUACAGGAGCAGUGGACUGGUGUGAAUUUUCAUAGUACUGAAAUUCCCUGCGGGAGUCCGAACUUGACAUACAACAGUGAGAGACAUAAAACAACUUAUGCCGAAGACAAUUUGCCCCAAGCCUCAUCCUUAAAUUCUGUUUCUGUUCAUCCCUCUGGUAGCCCCGAUAUGAGAAAUAGCUAUCACAAUGUUCAGGGUCAGAGGUUUCCAUUUGAGCCAGGCAAGGGCCUGCAAUCAAAUUCUUCUCAGAGACUUUUGCCGUCAUCAGAUGGAAGAAACAAGUUGUCUAAUUUAGGCCAAACACAGAUGUUAGGAGCUGAAGGUUGCCAGAUGGUUGAGAAGACUUCAAAUCCUCUUGACAGGGAAAUGAUUUUAAAAAACAUUUCUACUUCUUUGGCACCCGAGCUUGGUGGAGCUAGGGAACAACACAACAAAUCAGCUGGCUGGAGUGUUCUUGAAUCAGCAAUGCCCUCUGGAGAUGCAGUGAGUGUCUCAAGAGAGAAUCCAUUUAAACGUUCCCAAGAUUACAAUCAGAAGAAAUUCAUUCAAGGUGAAGUUGUUCAUAGGGGUGCUGGGUGGAAUUCUGAUCCUGGCCGUAAUACUACAGUUACUAUGGCACGCACAGAAUCAUCUGUGGGUAGUCCCCAGGCAAAUUCGGAGGUCUUUUGCUUGCAUAGUUCUGCCGCAACACCAAACUCAAGUACCAUGAGGAGUGGCGAGGAAACCAGUCAAUUUUUCCAAAAUAAUCAUCAAUCUAGUUAUUGGAAGAAUGCUGAUCCAUUGGUAAAAUCUAGUGUCGGCAAAGGGGAGGUCUUACAACAUCAUGUUUCUGAGGACAACCAGCUUUUGCACUCAUCUCUGGAUAUUGGCGACAAAGAGGGUAAAAUGCAUGAGAUGGAGAACAGUGAUAAACAGGAGAAUUCGAAUGACAGCCAUCGCUCUAACUUAUCCCCUCAUUCUUCUGCUGGUGGUGUUAGGGAUAAUGUAUUAACAGAUGCUAAGGAUUCAAGGUUUCUGCCCACUGGGAAGCAUAAGUUGUCUAAUGAUGUUGGUCGGAGAAAUUCUCGGGCUAACAAGUUUCAGUAUCAUCCUAUGGGAAACGUGGAUAAGGAUGCAGAUCCUACGUGUGGAAUGAAACACCCUACUCAUUCUCAGCCUAUGUUGCAGCAGAAUCCCCACCAUGGCCAGUCUUUGUUGGCUCAGGUUCCUAAUAUUCAGGCAGAAUUGGAAAAGGUGGGUUUAUCUGAUGAGCUGGCUGAUGGAAAAGGCUAUGGCCAGGUGCACUCUGGUGGCAGCUUUCCUGGUGGUGGAUCUAAUAUGUCUACACUGAUAAACAGAUCUUUUGGGCUAUCACCAAAUUCGGCUCCAAAAUCUAGUCCAGACAUGCUGCAGCUUCUUCAGAAGGUGGACCCGUCGAGAGAGCGUGGCUCUACAGCUUACUUCAGCAAUUAUGAACAUAAAGCAUCAUCUGAUGCGCCUGAAGCCGAAAAUUCUGAUGGGUCUGCUGGACACCUCCGGCGAAGUCGGUCUUCGGCCUCUCAAGGUUUUGGUCUUCAACUUGGCCCUCCAUCGCAGCAGAUCUCAGUCCAAACCCAUCUCUUGUCAUCUCAAGGUCUUGCUGGAGCAGUUAGCUCUUCACAGUCAAGCCAUGCUGCUGCUGAGAUUAGAGAGAGAAGUCGGGGGCAGAUGCUCUGUCCUCAUCAGGCUCAAUUCCCUGCCCCUUCUGGCCUCUUACAGCAAGAGUCUAAGCAUAACACAAGAAUUCCAGGAAGUACAAUUAAUGGAACUGAUAUGCACACCAUGUCUGGGAACUUUUCUUCAGCAUUUGAAUCAGCUUCUGGUCAUACUUACUCUAGAAAUCAGCUUCAAAAUCCCCACAUGGUUAGGGCAAAUGGGCAAGACUCAACAAAUCAGUCUAUUGGUGUAUCUUUUGAUGAACCCCAUUCAACAGAAAAAGGAGAUUCUGGCAGAGGACCCUUGCCGGAUGGUGCUAGCAAUGUACCAUAUAGCCCCCCGCUCUCUAUGGGCAAUUCUCAGUUAAGUAAUGCUAAUGGUCCCCAUGGAAGCGUCUCCACUAAUCGAGCUUCGUCCAAGGAGCCAGUGUCAGCUUCCCCUUCUUUUUUAAUGCCUGGGAUAUCUCUGCAGGGUGCAUCUUCCAAGUCCACUAAUAUGCACACCAAUUUUCCACCACCACCACACCUUUUUAGUGGUCAGUAUAGCAAGAAUCCUUCCCAUAUUCUCCAGCAGAAUCAGAUGAAUAUUAUGGAGUCAUCAUUAUCUGCUCCAGAGAGGCAAGGUGAUCAAGAUGCCAACAAAGGAGGGACUUUCAUGUCUGAGCUUGGUCGUAGUUCAGUGAAUUCUCUGCAUUCUAUCGAGGGGGAAGAACUGCAAGAUAAGGAGAAUACUUCUGAGGCAGUACGUACGGAAAAUGUGGACUUAGUGCAGGAGAUGAACGAUUCACAGGGUAGAGAAUCUAUUGUCAAGAAUCUCCGCGAAGGAUCUCCUGCAAAUUCCUCUAUGCAGAGAGAUAUUGAAGCCUUUGGCCGAUCACUGAAACCAAACAGCUUUCCUAAUCAAAGUUAUUCCUUACUAAACCAAAUGUGGACCAUGAAAAACGCGGAGACCGACCCAAGCAAUAUGGCCCUCAAAAGAAUGAGGGUACCAGACAGCAGUGCAGCUACUCAGCAAGUUCCUUCUGGUGAUUCUAGAAUGCUGAACUUCUCUGGGCCAGAUGAUUUGCAGAGAAGUGUAUCAUUUCAACAUGGAGGAAGGAUGACUCCUCAGGAUGUUGCAUUUUGUCAGGAUGAUUCUCAGACUGGCUCUCUUAACAGCAAUACUAGUAGUGUUCAGCCUGAGCAAACUCAGAUUAGUCCACAUAUGCCACCAUCAUGGUUCAAUCAGUACGGAAGCUUCAAAAAUGGGCAGAUGUUACAGAUGUAUGAUGCACACAGAGCUGCUGCUGCCAUGAAGGCAGCAGAACAGCCUUUCAUUCCUGCAAAGUCUACCAGUGGUUUGUAUGCUUUUAACUCUAUUCAGAAAGUAAUCCAUGCAACUGCUGAUAGAAGUCAAACUGGUAAUGUUGGGCAAAGUUCAAUUGCCAACUCUGCUGCAACUGAACAUUUUUCUUCUCUACAAACGUUGCCAAUGAACGUUGAUCAGCAGCACCCAAUCAUGAAACCGAAAAAGCGGAAACGUACUACAUCUGAAUUCACUCCUUGGUACAAAGAAAUUUCUCUGGAUUUAUGUAGCGAUCAGACAAUCAGCCUGGCGGAUAUAGAGUGGGCCAAAGCAGUUAAUAGGCUUCCUGAAAAGGUUAAAGAAAUUGAUUCUAUUGAUGAUGGGCCACCAAGGCUUAAAGCUAGAAGAAGGCUUCUGUUGACCACUCAGCUUAUGCAGCAACUAUUUUAUCCUCCGCCUGCAGCAGUUCUUUCUGCAGAUGCUAAAUCGGAGUAUGAGAGUGUGGCUUACUCCAUUUCCAGAUUGGCGUUAGGGGAUGCAUGCGGCAUGGUCUCUUGCUCGGAUGCUGAUACCAAUAUGCCUCAAGAUGGCAAAGAACUUAGUCUUCCUGACAAGCGGAAAGCAUCUGAGAGAGAUGAUAGACCUCACUUCUCCAGAGUUGUGGACGAGUUAAUGGGAAGAGCAAGCAAGUUAGAAAGUGACUUUGUGAGUUUGAACAAGAGAGCGUCAGUAUUAGACGUGAUAGUGGAAGGACAAGAUCUGGAGAAGUUCUCAGUCUUCUAUCGAUUUGCAAAGUUUCAUGGUCGGGGGCAAUCUAGUGGUGCUGAGUCAUCUUCAACAGAUGCUGCUGCACAUAGCCAUAAACCUUUUCUGCAAAGAUACGUUAAUGCACUCCCAAUGCCUAAAAAUCUCCCAACUAGGGUGCAAUGUCUUUCACUAUGAUCAUUAGUUUAGUUAAUAUUUUUUCGCCAUCAAUCCAAUAGCUCCAAAUCCCUUGGAAGUUUUGUUGCUAAUUAUGUACUGGCACUAGCAGCAGCACAAAGAGCACGGCGCAAUUGCAGAAAGAACAGUCUCUAAUUGGUCCCUCAAUGCAAUAUAGGCAGUCCAUUUUGCAUGUAGGCCAAUUAUGUCAAUUGUCAAGAAAUGUGGUUCGUUCCAUGUGUCUCUCUCCAUAGUUAGAGAUAGAGAGAUGUCCAUAUGUAGUUAGUUCAGUGUUGUGAAUGUAAUGGUAAUUAAAUCAGGUGUAGUGUACUACAAUUUCUUAUCUUCUAGGUAAAUAUAUGAUGCCUAGGCUCAUCUUAGUAGGUAAAUGUGAAUGUCAACAGUUGCGAAGUUGUUGUGUUGGCUAUUUGUACCUUUUUAAUACUCAGAACAACCCCCCCCCCCUCC